Messenger RNA from Nipponia nippon (crested ibis), 1681 nucleotides. RefSeq names its product solute carrier family 25 member 24 (gene SLC25A24). Gene Ontology annotation, molecular function: calcium ion binding. NCBI's taxonomy places the organism in Eukaryota, Metazoa, Chordata, Aves, Pelecaniformes, Threskiornithidae. Gene Ontology annotation, cellular component: mitochondrial inner membrane. The record is from RefSeq and is a predicted model, not a curated record. Gene Ontology annotation, biological process: transmembrane transport.
AUGUUCCAGCUCCUGCGACGCCUCGCGAUGCCGGCGGCCGCCUGCGACGGGAGCAGGGAUGGUGACUCCCGGUACGCCAACCUCUUCAGGAAGCUGGACCUCAACGAAGAUGGGAAGGUGGAUAUCGCCGAGCUCCAGACGGGCCUCCGGGCCAUGGGCAUCCCCCUGGGAAGAGAGGCGGAGGAGAAAAUUUUUAAAGCUGGAGAUACUAACCAGGAUGGACAGCUGGAUUUUGAAGAAUUUAUGCAGUAUCUUAAAGAUCAUGAGAAAAAGAUGAAACUGGCAUUUAAGAGCCUGGACAAAAACAAUGAUGGAAAAAUUGAAGCAUCAGAAGUUGUCCAGUCCCUCAAGAUAUUGGGUAUAAGCAUUUCAGAAAAACAGGCAGAAAAGAUCCUGCAAAGUAUUGAUGCUGAUGGGACAAUGACAGUAGACUGGAAUGAGUGGAGAGAUCAUUUUAUGUUUAAUCCAGCUACAGACAUUGAGGAAAUAAUUCGAUAUUGGAAACAUUCCACUGUGUUGGAUAUAGGAGAUAGUUUGACUGUUCCAGAUGAGUUCACGGAGGAAGAGAAAAAGACUGGACAGUGGUGGAAACAGCUGUUGGCAGGAGGAGUGGCUGGUGCUGUGUCUCGGACAGGUACAGCACCGUUAGAUCGCCUUAAAGUGAUGAUGCAGGUUCAUGGUUCAAAAUCAAACAAAAUGAAUAUAGCCAGUGGUUUUAAGCAAAUGUUGAAAGAAGGUGGUGUCCGAUCCCUCUGGAGGGGAAAUGGUGUAAAUGUUGUGAAAAUAGCUCCUGAAACAGCUAUUAAGUUCUGGGCUUAUGAACAGUAUAAGAAGAUCCUGACUAAGGAUGAUGGUAAGUUAGGCACCGUGGAAAGAUUUGUAUCUGGUUCUUUGGCUGGAGCAACAGCACAAACUUCUAUUUAUCCCAUGGAGGUUUUAAAGACCAGAUUGGCUGUGGGUAAAACAGGGCAAUAUUCUGGGAUGUUUGACUGUGCUAAGAAGAUCUUAAAAAGAGAAGGUGUAAAGGCCUUCUACAAAGGCUAUAUUCCUAAUAUUCUGGGUAUAAUUCCUUAUGCUGGGAUUGACCUUGCUGUUUAUGAGGUCUUAAAGAGUACAUGGCUAGAACACUAUGCAUCAAGCUCCGCUAACCCAGGUGUUUUUGUAUUGUUGGGAUGCGGUACUGUUUCCAGCACAUGUGGGCAGUUAGCCAGUUACCCUCUUGCUCUUAUCAGAACACGCAUGCAGGCUCAAGCCUCAGUGGAAGGAGCUCCACAGCUAAACAUGGUCGGUCUCUUUCAAAGAAUUAUUGCUGUAGAGGGAGUCCGAGGACUUUAUAGGGGCAUAGCCCCUAAUUUUAUGAAAGUGCUUCCAGCUGUCAGCAUCAGCUAUGUUGUAUAUGAAAAAAUGAAGCAGAAUUUGGGAAUAGCAUGAAAUGAAGAAAAAAGGUGAGAUGCUUCUACUGUUGUUGGAAACACCAGAACAAAAAUGAUUUCUCAAGUAAUCUGCUCUCACAAUUAGAGACAGAUCUUUGUGGAGAGAUGCUGCAACUUCUACUUUUGCCCUGAAGUGGGAGGAAACUUUCUUAAAUGCUAGUUCACCAUUUCUAAACAGAUACCUAUAUUGCACUUUAAAAUGUCACUGCGUUUAAAAAAAAAAAAAUCAAGAAACUAUCUUUAAAUCA